Dermacentor andersoni is the source of this 2252-nucleotide messenger RNA. RefSeq lists its product as uncharacterized. Lineage: Eukaryota; Metazoa; Arthropoda; Arachnida; Ixodida; Ixodidae. The record is from RefSeq and is a predicted model, not a curated record.
AGGAAGGGGUCAAUCACCGUGCCUCCAAGAGCGAGAGAAAAAAUUCACCUCCGGCGUAUCGACGACGCGACGCGUUAUGACCUAACGGCGGACCCACGGUCCGGGCCAGGGGAGACCAGCACGGGACGCCAUAUCGGUACAACUCGCUUCACAAAUCGGUUCCUCCUAGAGAAAGAGCGGCGAAGUAUACAACAUGCCGGAGGAAGAAGAAGACGACGACAAAAAGUCCAAGGGCAAGAAAGACGACAAGAAGGCCAACAAAGGUAAAAAGGAUGACAAGAAAGGAGGCAAAGACAAGGGAAAAAAGGACGCCAAAGACAAGGGUGGCAAGGACAAAGGCGGAAGCAAAGGCGGAAGCGUCAAAGCGAGCGGCGCCGAAGUGGGUGCCAGUAAGGACAAGAAAGAAAAAGACCCCAGCAACAAAGAGUCGAUCAAGAGUCCCCCGCAGAACUGGGAAAAGGAACCCAAGCCGGGACCCGAGAAGGACAAGCCAGCAGAGAAGGGAGGCGAGAAGCCGGCGGAAGGAGCCAAGGAUGACAAGGCCAAGUUGCUCGCGAUAUUCAAAUCCGCGGAGGAGGCCGGUAAGAAGAGUAGCGGCGCAAUUCCGUCGGCUUCGAAGGAGAAAGCGGGCAAGCCCGAGGGCGCCGAGAAGGCCGAGAAGUCUUCCAUCAAGAGCGCCGCGUCCGUGGAGAAGACCAUGACGGAGACAUCGAAGACCGAGACGAGCGACAAGUCGUCCGUGCGCUCCGACAGCAAGAGCGAAGUGGUCGAGGUGGCGCUAGACCUCAAGAAGAAAUCGUCCGUCAAGGCCCCCAAGGCAGACGAGCAGGCAGCCUCGAUGACCGUGGUUCGAACGCUGACGGCCCGGGGUCCGGUGUACGCCGAGCACUACUACGACGACGAGACGGACGACGACGGGAGCCGGAACUACAUCGAGAUCCAGAUGUUCGGCCAUCGACACUCGGCGGGCCACGUCGACCCGUCGUCGCAGGGGGGACAGGCCUGGAACCAGAGCUACUACGACGCGGCGCAGCAGCCUGUCUCCGAAGCCCCCGCCGCCCAGAGGACGACCGUAACGUACGCCGGCUACGGCUCCGACGCGGGACAGGUGCAGGCCGGCAGCCGCUGGACGUCCAACCAGCAGUUCUUCUCCGGUCCCGAUCCCGGAGGCGAGCAACGCGCCGACUACGGCGACCUCACCGUGUCCGUGUGGCAGGCGCCUCCGCAGCAGCAGAGGGACUUCUGCCGCGACGUGGCGGGCGUGCCGCAGACGGCUCAAUACACUUCGUCCAGGGAACUCGGAGCAGCUGCUCGCCUGGGGGCGGCGAGGAACGCGAUGGACGCGGCAAGGAAUGCGAUGAUCGCGCACAAGCUCAGGGAAAUGCAGCAGGGUUUGGCGGGGCCACUGCCGGACGACGCGGUGACCACGGAGCGCGUAAUUUACGAAGUGACGCACGGUCGACCGAGUAGCCAGACUCUGGAGUCGCCGGCGACGCCGCCGUACCACGUUUCCAGCGGGCCCCUCGUCGUACGCAGUAGCCAGUUCUACGGUGCACCCAGCGUCAGCCAGGCUAUUGUUCGACACGAGGUGCGGCAGUCGAGCGCCACGCGCCUCCAGACAGCGAGUCCCCCAUUACAAGUGCGCGCCGACAGCAACCACGGCGCGGUCUACAACGCGGCCCCCGGCCCGAGCUCGAUGCACGGAAGCUCGCACGGCUUCCGCGGCCCGGCCGCGGCUGAGCCCGUGUCGCUCCGAUUGAGCAAGAGCGUCGGCGGCGUCCAGUCCCUGCAGGCCAAGGCGGCGGACAUCAUCAGGCAGCAGGCGAGCAUCAUCGAGCGCCAGUCGAACAUCAUCAACCAGCAGUCGAGCAUCAUCGAGCAGCAGCUGAGCCUGGUGGACGCCACGCUCAGAGGGCGUACGUCCGCGGGCGGUGUCCAGCAGCGGGAGGCGUACCACGUGACGCAAGUCGUGCCGCAGGAGUUCGGCGUGCCGGCGCUGCCGGGGCCGCAGGCGGACGGCGGCGCGUACGACGACGAGAUGAUCGUCAGCGCCGAGUUCGUCGAGACGAAUCGAAUGUCCAGGAACCCUUGGAACCGUCGCUAAUGACGCCGGCAGGAGCGUAGGGUUCCACGCACCUAUCCCCAUCCCUGCACCGGUGUUGGCGCUUCGGAACAAACGAAGCAGCCCGUUCAGUCGCUCGUCACGAGCAUGUUGCAGUUUUUUUUAUUGCGUUCGAAUAAAAAUUCGCUUC